Stegostoma tigrinum is the source of this 1579-nucleotide messenger RNA. It is a transcript of the gene cisd2, whose product is annotated as CDGSH iron sulfur domain 2. The transcript has 3 exons. Gene Ontology annotation, cellular component: intracellular membrane-bounded organelle; mitochondrial outer membrane. Lineage: Eukaryota; Metazoa; Chordata; Chondrichthyes; Orectolobiformes; Stegostomatidae. The record is from RefSeq and is a predicted model, not a curated record. Gene Ontology annotation, molecular function: 2 iron, 2 sulfur cluster binding. The coding region runs from base 84 to 491 and encodes 135 amino acids. Gene Ontology annotation, biological process: regulation of autophagy; autophagy of mitochondrion.
GGCCGAAGGGGCGGGGCUUGGGGCAUCGCGCGCGGAUCUCGUUAUCCCGGAGUUGCUCGAGCCCGAGCGCCGUCUUCGCCGACAUGGUGCUUGACACGCUCGCCAGGAUCAUCAAAGUGCAGUUACCCGCCUACCUGAAGCGGAUUCCUAUUCCCGAGACUCUGGGUGGAUUCGCCCGGCUGACAGUUGCAGAAUGGCUGCGAUUACUGCCAUUUCUUGGGGUUCUUGCACUGCUCGGCUACCUGGCUGUACGACCUUUCAUUCCCCGCAAGAAACAGCAGAAAGACAGCCUGAUUAAUCUAAAGAUCCAGAAAGAAAAUCCCAAAGUGGUUAAUGAAAUCAACAUUGAAGAUCUACAGUUCACCAAGGCAGCAUACUGCAGGUGUUGGCGAUCAAAGACGUUCCCGGUUUGUGACGGUUCUCACAACAAACACAAUGAAUUGACGGGUGAUAAUGUGGGUCCAUUGAUCAUUAAGAAGAAAGAAGUAUAAUAUUUUUUAUUCUUUAAUCAUGGCAUUAUUUGUUUUGAGAUGUAAAGAUCAUUUGUAAAGUAUAACCAUUAACUCAGUAAAUGCAUCUUUACAGUGAAAUUUGUACAGAUAAAUUGUAAAGCUUUACUUAUCACUAACAAAUGUCUAAUUUUUCAAUGUACAGUAAAUAAAAUUUGGCAAUCUACUCUUUACUAUCAUGAUUAAAAAAGUAAGCAAUUGUUUAAAAUUGGAUUUUUCUUUUAUUCCUUCAUUGAGAUGAUGGCUUUGAAUUUGCAAGUUAUUUUGAACCUUUGAUUCCUUAGUUUUAUAUAGAAGACAAUGUACGCUGUCUCGAAUGCUCUUGUUUAUGAAUAUCUUUUUGUGGAAAUGCAAAUCAUUUUCAGUUGCCAAAACAAAUCUAAGCCGUUUGAGUCUGUUAGAGGGGAUUCACCAAUGUUCAGAAUUUUCUUUUACCGAAGAGUUCCCACUUUCUGCAUUGGUAUUAUGAACUCUUUUUUUUUUGCUUUUGCUGAUACUCCCAUUUUAUCUAAACCAAAAUCCAAGAAUUAUUUUCAGUGCGGCAGCAGUACAGCAGGCUUUUUAGUAACCGGCAACUGUGGGACCAGGAACAUGCUGGUUGAUCAAAUAUUCAGGAUGAUCAAGAGGUUUACAUAAUCAAUGUAAAAACACACACGCUAAGUAAUAGAAAUGGAAAGCAGAGAGUAUACACAUUGCUGUUAUACUUUAUUUACACCAUAAAUCAUUUAUUAAUAAUAAUAAUAAUGCAACUUUGUCUUAAAUAAAACUUACUGAUAGAGAGCUCAGACAUUGCAAUAAUGCAGUAAAUUUCUGGUAUUUGAGAUAAACUCCCCCAGCAAAAAUGACCUAUCAAGCGCUCUGGUUCAUAAGGUGUCAGUCAAAACAAAGUUUGCUGUAUUGUAUUCUGUAUAAAAAUUGCACAAAAUAUUUGUUUUGCAAUGUGAAAUUUAUUGCUGGUGCUUAGUAGCACUUGUCAAGUUGUAAAUCCAAACCUCUGUAUGCUAAAAGACUCUUUGACUUUCUUGUAUAAGCAGUGAGGCAGAACUUGGUAAUAAACAGAACUUGUUGCA